Messenger RNA from Oppiella nova, 1206 nucleotides. The record is from the annotation of a GenBank genome assembly. NCBI's taxonomy places the organism in Eukaryota, Metazoa, Arthropoda, Arachnida, Sarcoptiformes, Oppiidae.
AUGCAAGUUUAUUUAGUAGGCGGUGCCGUUAGAGAUCAUUUACUCGGUCAUCCCUAUCACGAAAAGGAUUAUGUUGUUGUUGGCGCUACGCCAGAGCAACUUCUUGCCCAAGGUUAUCAACCCGUUGGGAAAGAUUUCCCUGUGUUUUUACAUCCCAAAACAAAAGAAGAAUAUGCCCUAGCCCGUACUGAGCGUAAAUCAGGACACGGUUAUCAUGGAUUUGAGUUUUUUACCGAUUCAGAUGUCACCUUAGAAGAGGAUUUAAUUCGUCGUGACUUAACCAUCAAUGCCAUUGCGAUGGAUGAAGCAGGUCAAGUGUAUGAUCCUUAUCAUGGACAAGAUGAUUUAGCGCAUAAAAUCCUACGUCACGUUUCAGACGCUUUUGCAGAAGAUCCGUUACGCGUACUGCGUGUGGCUCGUUUUGCUGCUCGUUAUGCACAAUAUGGUUUUCGUAUUGCCGAUGAAACACUUGCAUUGAUGCGUCAACUGGCUGAAUCUGGCGAAUUAGAAGCACUGACACCUGAACGUGUUUGGAAAGAAACCUCUCGUGCUUUAAUGGAACGUCAUGCGGAUGUUUACUUUGAAGUGUUACGUGAGUGUGGUGCAUUAGAAGUACUCUUUCCUGAAAUAGAUGCCCUGUUUGGCGUUCCACAACGACCUGAAUAUCAUCCUGAGAUUGAUUGCGGUAUUCAUACACUGAUGUCUUUACAGCAAGCAUGUAAAGCCAAUUAUUCUUUAGAUGUUCGUUUUGCCGUAUUGGUACAUGACUUGGGCAAAGCUUUAACACCGAAAGAUGAAUUACCUCGUCAUAUCAUGCAUGAAGAACGUGGGAUUCAGCCUGUCACAGAUGUAUGUGAUCGUUUACGUGUGCCUACUCAAACGAAACAGCUUGCUCUAGCAGCUUUUACCUUAAAACCAGGCACCUUAUGGCGUUUAUUACAGCGUUUAGAUGUGCUACGUCGUCCUGAGCGUGUUGAAGCUUUUGCACAAGCCUGUGAAUGUGAUGCUAAAGGCCGUUUAGGUUUAGAAAAUCGUGAAUACCCACAAGCGCAUUACCUAUUAGAUGCAAUGAAAACUGUACGCACGAUUAAAGCAUCGGAUUUACCCUCAGAUAUUCAAGGUCCUGAUAUUGGUGAAAUGUUGAUUCAAAAACGUAUUGAAGCGAUUGCUGAUUUAAAGCAUGAGUUAGGUCAUCAUCAUCAUACG